Messenger RNA from Coffea eugenioides, 2301 nucleotides. RefSeq names its product MLO-like protein 6. Gene Ontology annotation, cellular component: membrane. The coding region runs from base 217 to 1986 and encodes 589 amino acids. The transcript has 15 exons. The record is from RefSeq and is a predicted model, not a curated record. Gene Ontology annotation, biological process: defense response. Lineage: Eukaryota; Viridiplantae; Streptophyta; Magnoliopsida; Gentianales; Rubiaceae.
UCUCUCUCUCUCUCUUGUCCAACAUCAGCAUCAGCAUCAGCACCCCUUUUAGCCGUCUAAGGAGUUAUCAACAUCCAAUAUUGAUACUCAGCUCCCCAGAAUUCAUUCAUCUUUCUUUUACUUUCAUCAGUAGAUUCAGUACUAGAGCAAAUCUUUGAAAAGGGUUGUUAAAUUUACUAAAGUUUGAUAGAAUUGUAAGACGAAAGACGAUAAAAUAUGGCUGGAGGAGAUGGAGGAAGAUCCUUGGAGCAAACGCCGACGUGGGCUGUCGCCGUCGUGUGUUUUGUUUUGGUUGCGAUUUCAAUUUUGAUUGAGCAUAUUCUCCAUCUAAUUGGCAAGUGGUUAAAGUCAAAGCAUAAAAGAUCCCUUUAUGAAGCUCUGGAAAAGAUCAAAUCAGAGCUUAUGUUGUUGGGAUUCAUUUCCUUGCUCCUUACGGUAGGACAAGGUCCAAUAACCAAAAUAUGUAUAUCCAAAGAAGCUGGAGCUACAUGGCAUCCGUGCAAUAAGAGGCAAGAAGCAAAUUUGGACAAGUAUUCUGGUAAAAGUCAUGGAGAAGACGGACGGAGACGACUUCUAUCAGAUGACGGGGCUCGGCGUAUUCUGGCUUCGGGAGGGGCCGAUAAAUGUGAAGCCAAGGGGAAAGUAUCGUUUGUGUCAACAGAUGGUAUACAUCAGCUGCAUAUUUUCAUCUUCGUCUUGGCCGUUUUUCAUGUCCUCUACUGUAUCUUGACCUAUGCCUUGGGGAGAGCCAAGAUGAGCAGCUGGAAGGCAUGGGAGAAGGAAACAAAGACUGCUGAAUACCAGUUCUCACACGAUCCUGAGAGAUUCAGAUUUGCCAGAGAAACCUCUUUUGGAAGAAGGCACUUGAGCUUCUGGAGCAGGACCCCCUUUCUACUUUGGAUUGUCUGCUUCUUCAGGCAAUUUGUCAGGUCGGUGCCCAAAGUUGAUUACUUGACCCUAAGGCAUGGAUUUAUCAUGGCACAUUUGGCGCCUCAAAGCCACGCAAAUUUUGACUUCCAGAAGUACAUCAAUAGAUCACUGGAAGAGGAUUUCAAAGCGGUUGUUGGUAUCAGCCCUCCGAUCUGGUUAUCCGGGGUGAUCUUCCUCCUCUUCAAUACUCAUGGCUGGUAUUCAUAUCUGUGGCUGCCAUUUGUCCCACUGGUGAUAAUCUUGUUGGUUGGGACCAAGCUACAAGUGAUUAUAACCAAAAUGGGCCUAAGCAUUCAAGAAAGAGGUGAAGUUGUGAAAGGCGUGCCAGUGGUUCAGCUUGGAGACGACCUCUUCUGGUUCAAUCGUCCACGACUCAUUCUUUACCUCAUCAACUUCGUCCUCUUCCAGAAUGCAUUUCAAUUGGCCUUCUUUGCCUGGACUUGGUAUGAAUUUGGGUUGAGAUCUUGUUUCCACGAGCACUUGGAGGAUAUUAUAAUCAGAAUAUCGAUGGGGGUUCUCAUACAGAUUCUUUGCAGCUAUGUCACCCUUCCUCUAUAUGCCCUUGUAACGCAGAUGGGUUCCACAAUGAAACCAACAAUAUUCAACGAAAGAGUGGCCACAGCCUUGAAAAACUGGCAUCACACAGCAAAGAAACACAUCAAAGAAAGCAAGCAUUCAGGGCUUGCAUCCCCAAUCUCAAGCAGAGCAGCCACACCAUCCCACCACCUAUCCCCUGUCCAUCUCCUCCGCCGCUACAAGAGCGAACUCGACAGCCUCCAAACAUCUCCAAGAAAAUCAAACUUCGACAUUGAACAAUCGGAGCCCGAGUCACCUUCUCCCAGCCAAUUCCACCAGGGAAGUAUUGAUCAUGUUUCUUCUUCCCAACACCAGCACAAUAUUGAACUUGGAUUCUUGGACCACGACGGUACUGAUGUUCAAGCGCCUAACUUGUCAUCACAAGUGGCUCCUCUGCCUGAACACGAAAUCAAUACUCGUCAUUCAAAUAGUGGAAAAUCAAGCGAAUUUUCAUUUAUUCAAAGGAAUGCUAGUAAAUAGAUUGAUUGAUACACGAGGGCAGUGAGGUCCAGAGGCUUCUUUUCAUUUGUAUAUAAAUUGGAGGAAGCCGGGUUCUUGGCAAAUUGCAAGUCGCUGUCGAGGAUAAACGCUGGCAAUAGCAAAAGAUCAGCGAAACGGACAUAACGAUUGACGCCACGCCGGCCCAUAACAUACGUCUAUCAGCAAUUGAGAGGAUUUUGAGAUUUGUUUUUACUAUCAUUUGUUUAUCUGCUUUGUAAAGCAAAAAUUUUCGUUGCAGAUUUAAGGCAACUUGUUUUGUAUACAUAAUAAUAAUACAAUGAGAAACUGAAGAAA